AUUGAUCGUUGAUCAAUAUACGAACGCGUUGUUACGCGCCUAUUUAUUCCAAAGUUUCAACUUCGAUUCGCCAGGGCGGCGCUUGAGUCAUUUUGAUAGAUAUAGCGAAUCACACAGUAUCACACUGAUCGCACUCACCUGCUGGUGUGCCGACUGUUGCGUGACUUCGGCGCGGCGUCAAAGAAAGCGCCAUCCCACCAGAGUCCAGACGCGUGCGGAUCCGCGAGCAUGCGUCCAUCAGCAUGUGUGUCAACCGGCUCUCGCCGAUUCUCCUUUGUUUUUCCAAACUCAAACCUGAGCCGUCCAAUUUUGUUUUAUGCAAUAUUUUAGAAUACAUUCACUUUUUAUGACUAUAUUAUUUAAUUUGUGUGUAUGUGUGUGCUUAUAUUUGACGUUCCUGGACUAUCGAAGUUCGAGAAACAAAUGUUAGAUAUUAUAUAACCUAUUACUAGAAUAUCGGUAAUUAUACGUCUCUCUUGCGAUAAAGUACCUGAAAAUGAAUGUGAUCAACGGAACCGGUGAAAAUAAGCGCAAGUUAAUUCUUAUAUGCAGAAUUUGCGGGGAAGCAAGUGAUUCCUAUGUAAACAUUUUUGGUCAGGAAGGCACUGCACAUUCGUUGAGUAAGAAGAUAUCAACAUACCUUCAACUUAAGGUUUCAAAUUACGAUUUAAUGCCAAAAAUAGCGUGCAACAAAUGCUUCCACAAACUUGAAGAAUUCCAUUAUUUUUUCUUAGCCAGUAAGAAGGUGCAAUUGAUGUUGAAGAAUGCAAUCAAUGAGUCUUUAUUUUCAAUAGUGAUAAAUGUGAAGUCAUUGAAAAAAAAAACUGCUAGUGAAAAUCCUUUAAAUAUUGUGAAUGAAAAUGAAAAUUGUGUUUCCCUUUCCAAUGAUAAGCACAAGGAUAAAUCUCAAAUAAGUGAACUUCAAACAAUUUGCAAUUCUGACGAAAACCAAGAGGAAACCAAGAGCAUAAUGAACAAUGAUUUGUUAUCAAAUGAAGAGUUGGACAAUAAGGAAGAAUUGAAUUCAUUGAUUGAAUUGGGAACGGAAGACGACUCUUUUGAAUUAAAGCCAGUAUUAGAAGAAGACAUUGAUCUUAUGGAUGUGUCGAUACAAUUAUCCUGCUUAUCUUGUACUGAAACAUUUGAGAAACCAAGAGAGUUGAUUGAUCAUUUCAGUGAGCAGCAUUGCGAUGAAGCACCAGUUUUUAAAUGUAUAAUUUGUGGAAGUUUGUAUAAAGAUCUGAAAAGGUUUUACACACAUUAUCACAAACAUGGAAGUGAUGAGUAUACGUGUAAAAUUUGUGGGAAAUUAUUUACACGAAAAUGGAGCUUACAGCUUCAUGCUGCUGUACACACUGAUGCUAAACCUUAUAAUUGCGAUCAGUGUGAUAAAUUAUUUAAGACUAUGAAUGCACUUAGGGACCAUAAGAAGAAGCAUCUUUCAGAUAAACCUUUACAUACCUGUGAUCAUUGUGGUAAAAGCUUCAGAUCUAAAUUCAUUUUAGCAUCCCACAAAAGAAUUCACACGGGUGAAGAGUAUUUUAUAUGUAACUUGUGUAGCAAAUCUUUUACUAGUAAAAGUUUAUUAACUUACCAUAUGUCGAUUCAUAAUUACAAGGAGAAUAUUAAAUGCCGUUUCUGCAAUAAACUUGUACAUACUGAAAAAUUGUCAGAACAUUUAUCUAUCCACACAUUUGAAAAGAAGCCAUUUAAAUGUGAAUUUUGUGAAAAACGGUAUCGUUUUCCUUCUCAAUUAAAGCAGCACAUUAGACUUCAUACAGGAGAAUUGCCUUACAAAUGUGAAGAUUGCCCAAAGCGUUUUCGACUGAGAAAUGCCUUAAUAAUACAUCAACGACAGCAUACUGGUGUAAAACCAUUUGAAUGCAAAACGUGUGAUCGCGCAUUUACCGAUUUUGCUAAUUACAACAAGCACAUGAAACGCAUACAUUAUAAUACUAUUUCUAUAGAAAAAAUGAUGAGCUGAUUCUGAUUGAGAUUUGAAUCAUGUAUAAAUCUUAAAGAUAGCGGACUGAACUUUCUACGCAUUCCACUCAUCUACUUAAAACACUGUAAUCAAAAAGCAGGGGGUAAACGUCGAGUAAAAAUCUAAGAAUAAUCAUUAAAAUAUAUAAUUCUUUAUUUACACGAUACUUUUAUGUUCAUAUACAAGUCAUAAGUUAUGUAUUUAAAAGUUAUAACAAUGCAAAAAUAUCUUUUACAAAAAGUUAUCUUUGUAUGUACACUAAAUAAUAUACUAGUUUGCUAUAUGAUGUACAAAAAACCUAUGUAAUUUUUAUAUCAAUAAACAACAAUUCUUUGUUAUAUCUAUUUUAA
Molecule: messenger RNA, 2334 nt
Organism: Nasonia vitripennis (jewel wasp)
Lineage: Eukaryota; Metazoa; Arthropoda; Insecta; Hymenoptera; Pteromalidae
Product: zinc finger protein 253
Exons: 6
Coding region: 497-1984 (495 amino acids)
Biological process (GO): regulation of transcription by RNA polymerase II
Cellular component (GO): nucleus
Molecular function (GO): RNA polymerase II cis-regulatory region sequence-specific DNA binding; zinc ion binding; DNA-binding transcription factor activity
Source: RefSeq, a predicted model, not a curated record